This is a messenger RNA of Cynoglossus semilaevis (tongue sole), 1182 nucleotides long. RefSeq names its product chromatin accessibility complex subunit 1 (gene chrac1). Gene Ontology annotation, biological process: DNA-templated DNA replication; chromatin remodeling. The record is from RefSeq and is a predicted model, not a curated record. The coding region runs from base 131 to 487 and encodes 118 amino acids. Gene Ontology annotation, molecular function: protein heterodimerization activity. The transcript has 3 exons. Gene Ontology annotation, cellular component: nucleus; CHRAC. NCBI's taxonomy places the organism in Eukaryota, Metazoa, Chordata, Actinopteri, Pleuronectiformes, Cynoglossidae.
AGGUGGCGGUGUUUGUCCUUUUCCUCGAUUUUAACCGCCGUUAAAUGAAAACGAAGAAGUUGUAAGCCUGCACUGCUGUGCUGUUCUCAAAACAAUACUUGAAGUUCCUUGUUUUUAGCAUCGCGUCCUCAUGAAAAUGUCUGAAAAUAAAGACGAGCAAGCGUCCGGUAACAAAAAGGGCAUCUCCCUGCCUAUCUCCAGGGUGAGGCUGAUCAUGAAGAGCUCUCCGGAUGUUUCCAGCAUCAACCAGGACGCACUGUUUCUCACCACCAAGGCCACGGAGUUGUUUGUGCAGCACUUGGCUCUUUCCUCGUUUAACAACGGAUCAGGGAAAGAAACGAACACAUUAUCCUACAGCGACCUAGCUAACACCGCAGAGGAAACGGAGACCUUUCAAUUUUUAACAGAUAUUCUGCCCAAGAAGAUCCUGGCUCGAGAUUACCUGAAAUCUUUGGAACAAAUGCAAGAAGAGGACGGAGACUUUUAGAAAAGAACUUGUUACUGUCAUGUUUCUCAUAGACACAGACUGGAGAGACACUCUCUCUUUUAAGUAUAUGUUGACCCAGUUCAACAGUUGGACCUGUGGGCAGACAGUAGUCACCGGCUGUGGAUAGGAACAUUAAGCCACACAGGACUAAUGUGAACACACACAGUAAUACAGACUUUAUAUAUAAAAUCCAAACCUGACCACCUGCUUCUUAGAGUCUGUGGAGAUAUGGCAGAUUGAGUGUUGUUACUGGUUUCUACAUCAAUCAAACAUUAUGUUAAUUUUGUAUAUUUUGGUCCCAUUUAGAGGAGAAAAGUUGAUAAAGCAUGUGACUGCUCUGGUGCAUGUCAUUAACAGUCCCACUGCAGCCCGGCUUCAGGCUGUCUAGCUCCAUAGAUGUCUCAUUAGUUACGUUAGCGUGUGUUGGCUGCUCACUCCAGGAAUGUUGUCAUACACUGAUGUUGUGCACGGUUCCAUCAUCUGUACAAGAAAGUACUGUAAAGUUUUGAGUUUUACCAUAAAUACUUGAACGUGUUCUGAACUGAUACCUCGGGUUUGUGGCCUCGCAGCUCACAGAGAGACUCACACUCAACCUUAGCCAGUGUGUAACCACUGACAACCUGUACAGUUAAAUUGCGUGUGUGUUUGCAGAUUAGUCAUUUAGUUUUGAUAUUAAAUUGCAACUAGUAGUUUAA